CGUCAGCUGACAUAUCUGAAAUAUGAAGUGGCUACGCUCGGAAGCGAUGGAGUAUGUAUCGCUGAUCAUCCACGAAGACGCGGCCCAUGACUGCGUCACGAUGCUUGGGGGCCUCGGUGUUGUCGAGUUCACGGACCUCAACCCGGAGCUCACGCCAUUUCACCGUCGGUACGUCUCGUUCGUCAAGCGCUGCGACGAGAUGGACUGCAAGCUUCGCUUCUUCGAGGGCGAGAUGACCAAGUUCAAGAUCACGGCCAAGAGCGCCGGCAGCGCCGACUCGUUCCUCGCUGACUCGGUGGACGUGCGCUACGGCAGCCAAGACCUCGAUGAGCUCGAGCGCAUCCUCGAAGACAAGGAGCACGAGCUCGUCCAGCUCAACUCGAUGCACGAGAAGCUCACGCGCGAGUACGACGAGCGCAAGGAGCUUCAGGAGAUCAUCUCGCGUGUCGGCGAGUUCUUUGAGGUUGAGAUCCCGGACGCGAGCAACAGCGUGAGCUUUGACGUUGACUCGCCGAUCGAAGCGUCCGAGACGGACUUGGCCAUUCGCUUCAAGAACAUCACGGGCGUCGUAUCGGCGAAUGAGCGCAUCAAGUUUGAGCGCAUGGUGUUCCGUGCGACGCGCGGCAACUGCUUCACGCGCUUCUCAGCCAUUGACGAGCUGCUCGUCGACCCGGGCACCGGCGUCGCGGUCGAGAAGCACGCGUUUGUGAUUUUUUUCCAGUCGCAGUUUAUCGAGACGAAGCUCCGCAAGAUCUGCGACGCGUUCCGCGCCAGCUUGUACACGCUGCCGUCGAUGGAUGACCGGACCGCGAUCGCCAACUUGAUCCAAAACAACAACGCAGAGCUCAACCAGACGUACUACCACUACGACGGCGUGCCCAACGGGACGGUCGACGUCGCCAACGGCCACAACGUCUAUGGGUUUGGUCUCGACCCGAUCUGGAAGACGUCGGAGAACGAGCUUCUCUUCUUCAACUCGUUCAAGAUGAAGCUCAGUGUCAUUCUCGGUAUCACGCAGAUGGGCUUUGGUAUCCUCAUCAAGGGCUGGAACGCGCUCUACUUCGAGGACUACCCGACGUUCUUCUUCGACUUCUUGCCGCAGCUCGUCUUUGCCGCGUCGCUCUUCUUCUACAUGGUCGUGCUCAUCGUCAUGAAGUGGAGCAUUGACUGGACCGAGCGCAUGAGCCACGAAGUGUGCCCGUUCAACUUUGAAGGCCCGGUCACUGGCUGCCGCCCGCCCGCGCUCAUCAACACGCUCAUUAACAUUGCGCUCCAGCCCGGUGUCGUCGCCGACCCCAUGUACGGAGGCCAGAAGAAGUUGCAGCAGACGCUGCUGGCGCUUGCGGGUUUCUCAGUGCCUGCGAUGCUGCUCUGCCACCCGCUCUACGUAAAGUUCAAGCACAACAGCUCUGUCGCGGGGGUGUCGCACCGUAUUAAAGUCUGUGACGUGGACAACGACAUGGACGACACGGCAAAUGCAUCAUUGGAGCGAAGCAGUGACUCGUUUGAUCUUGGCGAGGCUAUGAUUCACCAAAGCAUCGAGACAAUCGAGUUCGUGCUCAACAUGGUGUCCAACACAGCGUCGUACCUGCGUCUCUGGGCACUUUCUCUGGCGCACUCAGAGCUGUCAACUGUCUUCUUCGAAAAGGCGUUGCUGUCGACCAUACACAUGGACUCGUUCAUUGCGAUCUUCGUCGGCUUUGCGCUCUUUGCCGGCACGACGUUUGGCGUCAUUCUCUGCAUGGACGUACUCGAGUGCUUCCUCCACGCUCUCCGCUUGCACUGGGUCGAGUUCCAAGGCAAGUUUUACAAGGCCGAUGGCAUUGCUUUCAAUCCGUUGCGCCUCAAGGACUUGCGUUCGCCCAGCUCGAACGAUAGCCUCUAGCGAUUAGCAAGGCUAUCAACGUGUCAAUCGAAAUCAAACACUGAAUCAUGCCCAGCUGCCA
Molecule: messenger RNA, 1946 nt
Organism: Saprolegnia diclina VS20
Lineage: Eukaryota; Oomycota; Saprolegniomycetes; Saprolegniales; Saprolegniaceae
Exons: 3
Coding region: 23-1885 (620 amino acids)
Biological process (GO): proton transmembrane transport; vacuolar acidification
Cellular component (GO): vacuolar proton-transporting V-type ATPase complex; proton-transporting V-type ATPase, V0 domain
Molecular function (GO): ATPase binding; proton-transporting ATPase activity, rotational mechanism
Source: RefSeq, a predicted model, not a curated record